Molecule: messenger RNA, 866 nt
Organism: Lodderomyces beijingensis
Lineage: Eukaryota; Fungi; Ascomycota; Pichiomycetes; Serinales; Debaryomycetaceae
Source: the annotation of a GenBank genome assembly
AUGGAUAGGUUAAAGAGCGAAGUCUACAACAAGGAGAACCCAGUGGCUAAAAUCGAAGCCAAGGCCGCUGUUAAUGUGGUUGAGGUAGGGCAGCAAGUUGGUUUACGAAGGCGUUUUAUCCCACCGAGGCAUGGAUCAAAGGUGCUAGAGGCUCGUACGGUGGAGAUUUCUUGGCCCAGGGGCUGAACGCGUGCUGGGAAUCGGUUGGCAGAGACAACUUCCAACCUCAUUCGUUACACUCCUAUUUCGUCAAAGCUAUUCAAGCCGAGAGUAAUUUGAGGUGGGAAGUGUUGAAAAUUAGCGACUCGAGAAGCUUUGCCAACAGAUUAGCCAUGGCGUACCAAAAUGACAAGUUGUGCUUCACUCUUCAAGUUUCGUUCACAAAGGACAAUGACUUGGCGAAAAGAGAGAAGCCGACUUUCAAAAAUUGGUGGCCUCCGGAGCUGAGAUCAAGUCUCUCCCCUUCCACUUUAGAAGAAAGCCCGGCAAAUGGUUUUACAAGUUUAAGGACCUGGUUGAAAAGCAAUUCGUGUACGAGCACACCAACGGCAACCUUGUCCAUUCUGAUUCCCCUGCACAUUUUCAAAGACACCAAAAACUUUGACCAGAACAAGAUUGCAGAACAAGAAUCUGGAAUGUUUGUCAAGGUUUUGGAUAACUACGACCUCGGCAGGGACAAGUUCCCGAAUAUGGGCAACGAUAGACUCUUGACCAUUAUCAAUUUCUACACCAUGAAGGGGACAAUUGUCGCCACGGCCAUCCAAGAAGCUUAUGGGGUUUUGACUAGGCAAAUGGUGGAGAGGUCACGUGCUUUGCUUGCUAAAUACCACCCUCCAGCCGAAACACAACAAUCAGCCAAAUUGUGA